AUGAGGGACACGAUCCAGGCAACCGCCCUGGAUGUCCUUGGUCGCGCACGUCGCCAAACUCAGGACUGGUUCGGCGACAACGACCCCACCAUCAGCAGCCUGCUCGCCGAGAAGAAACGACUGCAAGAAGCCUACGUCAACCGUCCAACCGACGACAACAACUUGACUUCUACCGUAAUCGCCGCCUUAUGCACCAGCGACUGCGGGAGAUGUAGGAUACAUAGGCAGCUCGCUAAGAGUGCAACAGGCCAGACACGGACAGCCGUUUCUCGGUCGUUACCGAUCAUCAGUACGCCGUAGGCCUUAUUAAGUGAGGACGGUUCGCACGGCCGAGAAGAUCCAAGUAUAUGCGGAUUGAAACGGAUGGAAGAACUUCCUCCCCGGGAUCAAGGCUGUCUACGGUCCCACAGCCAAAGGAACCGCUCCUAUUUUCAGCGCCAACGGAACCACCCUACUCACUGAGAAGGUGCGAAUUCUCCAGAGAUUGGCCGAACACUUCGGAGGCAUCCUCAACUACCCCUCCACCGUCCCCGACGUCGUCAUCACCCGACUGCCUCAAGUGCAGACCAACGCCGACCUCGAUCUUCCGCCCCUCCACACGAAACCAUCAAGGCCGUGCAGCAGUCCUCCGGCGGAAAAGUGCUCGGAUCGGACGCGAUCCCUUCUGAGAUCUGCAAACUCGGUGGCACCCAACUUAUGGAACACCUGACGGCGCUUUCAAGGAGAUGUGACGUCAGGGAGAAGUCCCCCAGAUUUCCAAGGACACCACAAUCGUCCACCUCUAUAAGCGGAAAGGGAAUCGCCAAAUUUGCGACAACCAUCGAGGCAUCUCCUUGCUGAACUUCGACGGUAUGAUCUUCGCUCCCAUUCUUUCCAACCGCCUGAACAAGCGUCUGAAACAGGAUCUCCUGCCAGAAAACCAGUGGGGAUUCCGUUGUUAUCGUGGAACCACCGACAUGAUCUUCGCAGUCCGACAACUUCAGGAGAAUCGUCAGGAGAUGCGGAUCCUUUGUGGAUCUGACGAAAGCCUUAGAUACUGUGAAUCGCGAAGGACUGUAUAAAAUCACGAAGAAAUUCGACAGUCCCGAACGAUUCACUGAGAUGGUAUGUCAGCUCCACGACGGCGUGAUGGCGCAUGUCGCGAACAAUGGAGCCGUCUCAGAUGCAUUCGCACCGUCUCCGACGUCGUCAUCGUCCGACUGCCUCAAGUGUAGACCAACGCCAACCUCGUUCUUCCGCCCCCUCUACACGAAGCAAUGAAGGCUGCGCAGCAGUCCUCCAGCAGACGCCAUCCCUGCUGCGAUCUAAAAACGCGGUGGUAGCCAAAUCAUGGAUCGUCUGACGGCACCCUUCCAGGAGAUGUGACGUCAGGGAGAAGUCUCCCAGAUCUCCAGGGACGCCGCCAUCAUCCACCUCUGUAAGCGGAAGGGGAACCGCCAAAUCUGCGACAACCAUCGAGACAUUUCCGCGCCGAACAUCGCCGGGAAAAUAUCCGUUCGCAUCAUUCUCAACCGCCUGAACAACCAUGUGGGACAGGGUCUCCUGCCGGGAAGCAAGUGCGGCUUCCGCCAUCAUCGUGGAACCACCGAUAUGAUCUUCUCCGUCCGACAACUUCAGAAGAAGUGCCAGGAGAUGCAGGUCCCCAUCUACUAUACAUUCGUGGAUCUGACGAAAGCCUUCGACACAAGGAACCGCGAAGGACUGUGGAAAAUCAUCAGAAAUUCGGCUAUCCCGAGCGAAUUACUCAAAUGAUGCGCCAGCUCCACGACGACAUGAUGGUGCAUGUCACGGACAAUGGAGCUGUCGUAGAGACAUCCGCAGUGGCCAACGGCGUGUAACAUGGCUGCGUGCUCGCGCCCACCCUCUAGAGUCUCAUGUUCUCUGCCAUGCUGAUGGACGCCUACCGUGACGAACGUCCCGGGAUCCGCAUCGCCUACAGGACGGACGGCCAACUCCUCAAUCAGCGGUGGGUGCGAUUCCAGUCGUGUCUAUCCACAACUACCGUCCAUGAACUCCUUUUCGCCGGCGACUGCACCCUCAAAAUCAUCCCGGAAGGGGACAUACAAAGGAGCAUGGACCUCUUCGUCACCGCCUGCGACAACUUCGGCCUAAUCAUCAACAAGGAGAAGACGGUAGUUAUGCGUCAGCCGCCACCCGACGUUGCCUACGUUGCACAUCAACUAGAACGGCGCCCAACUGCAAGCCGUGGACAACUCAUCUGCCUGGGCAACAUCCGCUACGGCGGCUCCUGUACCCACCACCACUGCACACAAUCCCAGCACAUCGACAAUCGUCAACCUCGUCACCGCCAACACCGCCCCCGGCACAUUCACUCGCCGCAUGGGCCUUUUAGGUCACAUGCGUACCAACGAGAGCGGAAGUCACCACAGUUGCGAAACACCUAGCACAUCCUGCACGCCCACCAAGCCUAACCCAAGCCACACAUCCCCGCCCACCGCCCCCUCUACCAGCAGCUCCACCAAUGAAACCGACCCUGACGCCAUUGAUCUGUCCUGCCCACACUGUCCUCACACAUUCGCCCCACGCAUCGGCCUCGCUGGUCACUUGCGAAUCCAUCGCAAGUGCCAGUGCCUGGAGCACCCAACUACACCCGUCGCAACUGCCCUCGCUGCACCGCACAUUCACCCACCACGUGGGCCCAUUAAGCCACAUGUUCAUUCAGGAAACCUGCGGUGGAUAACCGCCGGCCGCGCCACACCAUCACAUCUUCCCCCACCUACAUCACACAACGUCAUCACCCACUACAAGCAUCCAACUGCCAGAUCUCACACAAAUGGGAAAUGUGCGUCUCGUCUCCAUGCGGCUCCUCUGCUGCAUGUGUGA
Messenger RNA from Spirometra erinaceieuropaei, 2844 nucleotides. NCBI's taxonomy places the organism in Eukaryota, Metazoa, Platyhelminthes, Cestoda, Diphyllobothriidea, Diphyllobothriidae. The record is from the annotation of a GenBank genome assembly.